Molecule: messenger RNA, 3438 nt
Organism: Prunus armeniaca (apricot)
Lineage: Eukaryota; Viridiplantae; Streptophyta; Magnoliopsida; Rosales; Rosaceae
Source: the annotation of a GenBank genome assembly
AUGCUAGAACAAUUGACCCCAAGUAAACCUGAAAAAUCUGGUCUCAAAACACUAGAUUCUUUCGCAAAUCAUUCUGAGUCCGAGUCUGAGACAACAGAGUCUGAAACUAGUAACAUUUCAAAAAUUGAAAAUGCUUUCAUAAACCUAGAAGCCCAAAUUGAACCCAAAGUCAAAAAAUUAGAAAAACAUAUAAGCCCUACUAGCUUAACCAGAAAUUGGUACCCUAGACCAACACCCCCAGAUAUCCAAUUUGAAGAAAGAAACCUCCAAACCCAGUUUUCAGUUUCUUCUGAUAAAUUGUAUGAAUGGAACAUUGAUGGUCUUUCUGAGCAAGAAAUCUUUAAUAAGCUACAACAUAUGUCUAUGGUUGCCAAUAGUUAUAUCACCAAUCACAGUUUCAGACAGUCUGAAAUUGUACCUCUGUUAGUCACUGGAUUUACUGGUACUCUCAGGUAUUGGUGGGAUAAGCACUUAACCCCUGAGUCUAAGAACUUAAUCAUUCAUGCUGUAAAACUUAAUGAAGAUGGUCUCCCUAUAUUUGACGAACAUGUAGGUCACGGUAUAGAAGACGGUGUCAACACUUUGUUUUACACAAUAAUUGAGCAUUUUAUUGGAACCCCUAGCAAUACCACUGCUAGGAUACAUGAUCAGUUGAGCAAUCUUAGAUGCCCCAAGUUGUCUGAUUUCAGAUGGUAUAAAGAUGUUUUCAUUUCUAGAGUUAUGCUUAGAGAUGAUAGUAAUCAACCUUUCUGGAAAGAAAAAUUUGUUAAUGGUCUUCCGAAUCUAUUUGCCCAUAAGAUACGCACAACCUUAAGUAAUGAGCAAGGUCAUAUAGAUUGGGAUAGUUUGACUUAUGGAAACAUUAUAAGUACAAUCAACCAGGUUGGAAUGAAAAUGUGUAUUGAUUUCAAAAUUGGUAAACAAAUACAGUCCGAUAGGAAAUCAGCCAAAUAUGAGCUAGGCAAUUUCUGUGAACAGUAUGGUCUUGCCAGUAUUCCUCCUUCCAAGAAAAAUAAGCCCAAUUAUUUUCGAAAAAAUCGUCAUUAUUCUCGUAGGAAGCAGUUCUCCCAACAUAAUAAUGAUGAUCGUGAGUUUUAUAAGAAAAGAAAAUCUUCUCCUAAGAAAAAUUGGUCCAAAGCCCCGAAAGAUGAAGAAAAAGAGAAGCUGAUAAAAGUCUUAGAGUUGCGAGACUCUGAAACAAGCAGUGUUGAAACCCUAGUAGCCAGUUCUGAGUCUGAAUCUGACCAGUUCUCAGAUUCCCAAAUAAGUUCACCGGACAUCCAAAUUGGCUGUAAUGAUAAAUGCUGUAACAGACUAAAAUCUAUCUCUGUUCUUACUAAACAGGAAGAACAAGAAGAAUUGCUAAUAGAAUUAAUAAGCAAAGUGGAGAAUCCGGAUUUAAAAUCCGAGUAUUUGAAAAAAUUAAGAAAGGUUAUUAGUCAAGAAAGCUCAAGUCAGCCUACCCCUCAGCCGAGUGAAAACUAUGCCAUUGAACAAGAUUUAAUUCACAUAAUGGAAAAAGAGUCCUCUGAGUCUAAAAGCCAGUCUGGAAGUCCACAUAAUUCUGAUGAUGAACCUCCAGAAGAUCAACAAGUAGUCAACCUAAUUCGACAGGUAGAUUAUGAUGGUGUCAUUUCUACUUAUUUAGGGGAAAAGGUUAAAUUUGAGUUUUUAUCUAAGCCAGAGUUGCAUAACCUAAGAGCUUUGCAAAAGCAGUCGGUUUCUAAAAAACAACAUGUUGUUUAUCUUCCUUAUAUCAAAACCUUUAGUGAGAAGAACAUUCCUACUAAAGCCAGGCCAAUUCAGAUGAGUCAAGAAAUAAUGGAGUUCUGUAAAAAAGAAAUUCAUGAGUUACUUGAAAAGAAAAUAAUUCGCAAAAGUAAAUCCCCUUGGUCGUGUCCUGCUUUUUAUGUCCAGAAAAAUGCUGAACUAGAAAGAGGAGUCCCAAGACUAGUUAUCAAUUACAAGCCACUUAAUUCGGUCCUAGAAUGGAUUAGGUAUAAGACUGCGUUUGUCACCCCUUUUGGUCAUUACGAAUGGAAUGUAAUGCCUUUCGGUCUGAAAAAUGCUCCUAGUGAAUUCCAGAAUAUCAUGAAUGAAAUUUUCAAUCCUUAUAGUCAUUUCUCAAUUGUCUAUAUUGAUGAUGUUCUUAUCUUCUCUGAGUCUAUAGAACAGCAUUUGAAACAUUUGCAUAAAUUCCUUCAAAUUGUCAAACAAAAUGGUUUAGUUGUCUCUGCCAAGAAAAUCAAGUUAUUCCAAACCAAUAUCAGAUUUCUUGGUUUCAAUAUCUGUCAAUCACAAAUCUCCCCAAUUGAUCGAGUCAUCCAAUUUGCUGAUAAAUUCCCUGAUCAAAUUCUUGAUAAAAGUCAACUCCAGAGAUUUCUAGGAUCUCUAAAUUAUGUUUCUAACUUUUACCAAAAUCUGAGAAAACAAUGUAAGCCCUUGUUUGAUAGAUUGCAGAGUAAUCCUCCCCCAUGGUCAAAUAUUCAUACUGAAAUUGUCAAGCAAAUCAAAGCCCAUGUCAAGACACUUCCCUGCCUUGGCAUUCCUUCAGUUGAUUCCUUCAAAAUAGUUGAAACAGAUGCCUCUGACACAGGUUAUGGUGGCAUUCUGAAACAAAGAGCUUGUCCGAAUUCUCCAGAACAGAUUGUUCGAUGCACAAUGGCACCCAAAAAAGACAAACAAAAAGAGUCAACCAGCCAAUCUAAGUCAUCUCAGUCGCCUUCCCAGUCGCUCAAAAUCCUUCCUGCAUCUAUGAGUCAAAAUAAGCCAGAAAUCCCUAAGCAGGUGGUUCCCUACCCAGGUCACCCACCAAUCUCAGUUGCCACACCAAUCUCAAUUGCCAAUAGGUUCUCUACCUUAGGAUCUACAGCUGGCCAAAUACGCCCUAGCUAUCAGUCAACCCUAAUCUCCAGUUAUGAUCCCUUCUUUGGGGACUCCCCAGCUGGACCCUCAGUUGCCUUCAAAAAGUCAUCCCCUUAUAUGCUCAAAAGUACUUCCCACUUAUUUGUUCUUGAGCCAGUUUAUGAUGUUCAUUCUGAUCCAGUUGAAAUAGCCAAACACUAUUUUCCUCCUGGAUUUCAUUAUAUGCCCCCCAGUUCAUAUAAGUCCCUCAAGUAUUAUAGAGAUAUAUUACUUGAAACCCAAUCAGUUGAAAUUAAGCCGAUAAGGGAUAAAGAUCACCCAGAGAUCAUCCUUUAUCAUUCUCUUUAUAUUCAUAAGAUUCCUAUUCCGCGUCCAGUCUCCCCUACUGGUUCGACCCGAUCUUCUCUCUCAGUUGAAGGAAAAUCGAAGUCCGAACUCCAAGAAAUUGCCCGCCAGUUGAUUAUCCAAGCCUCCCAGAGGGAUGAUGAUGAAGACAAUGAUUCCCCUUCAUCAUCUAGUUGCCAGCCCAUGCAAAGUCCUGCCAAAAAGAAGUCCUGGUUUGAAGACAGCUAA